Suillus bovinus is the source of this 1429-nucleotide messenger RNA. RefSeq lists its product as uncharacterized. Lineage: Eukaryota; Fungi; Basidiomycota; Agaricomycetes; Boletales; Suillaceae. The coding region runs from base 1 to 1041 and encodes 346 amino acids. The transcript has 6 exons. The record is from RefSeq and is a predicted model, not a curated record.
AUGAACACACUUUUCGGUACCCUUUCUCGCACAGCUGCUCUUCGUCGUGCCCCGCUCGCCCUUCGCCGUCCAUCACAUUUCCAAAACUCUCUCCAAUUCACUGCUCGUCCUGCAGUUGUAAACCUUACCCAAGUCCACGCACGCUUCGCAGCAAGCUCCGUCUCCGGCAGACCAGGAAGUCAAACUAUCGAGCAUGCGAAGCAGAAUGUGAAAGAGGAAGUCGGGAACUCAAUGACAGACUGGGCCCGCUCGAUCGCUGGUGGCGUGUUCACGGUAGACAGCGUCAAGCCAACAAAAGACUCUUUCUUUGGUAUAACCACUGCAGUCGCCCACUCCGUACCAACCCCCUAUCUCGUCAUGGGCCUCACUGGUGGCAUCCCAUACAUCGUCUCAUCCGCGACUACCGUAUAUCUUGCGCAUCAAGCAGGUCUCGCGACCAUGGGUGUUAUCACAAACAUGGACCCUGGCGUUGCCCUUAACAUCUUAGAUCAAGCGCUCAACUUCCAAGUCCACUAUGGCGCUGUUCUUCUGUCCUUCCUUGGUGCAAUCCACUGGGGUAUGGAAUUUAGUGGUCUGGGCGGGCAUAAAGGCUACCCCCGUCUGCUCCUCGGCGUCUCUCCCGCGGUCUUGGCGUGGUCGACUAUCACUCUCCAACCUACUUUCGCCUUGCUGUGGCAGUGGGUUGGAUUCACUGCACUGUGGUAUGCCGAUAAUAAAGUCACAGCUGCCGGUUGGACACCAAAAUGGUACUCCCAAUACCGCUUCUACCUUUCUAUCCUCGUUGGCACGUGCAUCAUCGGCUCCCUUGCAGGAAUCUCCUAUUAUGGACCUGUAGCCGGCCAUGGUCUUCUCUCCCAUGACCUGAACAUGGUUCGCGCUGAGCGAAAACUUAUCGAGCCUGAGCAUGCGGGCCAUGUCGGUGGGGACGUCGAAGCUGUUUCAGGUGACGAGUCGAGCGACACAUAUGUUGUCAUCCGCCGGAAGAACAAGAAUGGAAAUGGUGACAAUGGAGCUAACGGAGAGGCGCACGCUCAACAGUGAUAUAUGACCCAUGAGAUUGUAUAUCUGUACGUGUAUCAUACCUCUCGUUGUACUAUCACUCCAAGAUAAAUGUUUCUUCGAUAUCUGAUCGAAAUGGUGCACUGCUGCCAAUUAGAUGAUUGGCGAGACGCGAAAAGGGGGGACGGACUUGGUUGUGCAGUACUAUUACCAAAAAUUUCCAAGUCUAACGUUUCCUAAUUGAACAUCAUAUAUGCAAACAGCUGUAAAUACUCAAGGUACUCAACAGUUGAUGUUUGUGAGUCAUACACCUGUGUCAAAUGGGCAGAUAUUAUAUAGCAACUGACGGAUCUGUUAUUCGGGGAUUUCAUCCCUUCCUGUUUUAUGACUCCCAAGUUGUGACAACUUGGAGAACUGAAACAGGAGACAG